Molecule: messenger RNA, 1960 nt
Organism: Daucus carota subsp. sativus
Lineage: Eukaryota; Viridiplantae; Streptophyta; Magnoliopsida; Apiales; Apiaceae
Product: zinc finger CCCH domain-containing protein 37-like
Exons: 12
Coding region: 152-1717 (521 amino acids)
Molecular function (GO): mRNA binding; metal ion binding
Source: RefSeq, a predicted model, not a curated record
ACUUACUUUUCUGAAUAAUAUCGAAACUUUCUAGAAGUAUUUCACAAAUAUAAACACACACCUCUCAGAAUUACGAGACCUGCCGCUCGCUAUCGCAUUCUAGGGCUCAAUCUUUCAUCUCUCUCAUCUUCAAUCAAAAUCAACUUCAAUCAUGGCGAACCAUCUCUUCGGCGGCUACAACUCCGGCAACUACGGCGGCGCCGGAUCUAAUCUCUCCAGCCUCUACUCUUCCGCCGCCGAUCAGUACCAUCCCGGCGACUCCGCCUCUCUUCUCGGUGCUACGACGGCGCGGUACUUGCCGUCCGAUCCGUACUCUUCGUCGUUUUCGUCGUCGCUGUCUUCGCUUGCUGAUAGGAGUUCGUUGUACUCCGAUUAUCUCGCCGGCGGGUACUCUAGGGCGGGGUGGCCGGGGCCGCCUGGCGUGGAGGCGGGAUCGUCGUUUCCGUCGGUUGAUGCGUUUGCGGGGUAUAAGCGGACCUCUGCGGCUGAAGCACUUUACCGUCAGACUCUUCUGGGUACCAAUAGUACAAUUGGUCAAAGUGACGCUUGGUAUGCUACCAAUGCUUUGGCCAAGCGUCCAAGAUAUGACUUGGGAAGCAGUUUGCCUAUUUAUCCACAGAGGCCAGGGGAGAAGGAUUGUGCCCAUUAUAUGCUCACAAGAACCUGUAAGUUUGGAGAGAGCUGCAAGUUUGAUCAUCCUGUUUGGGUUCCGGAGGGUGGAAUCCCAGAUUGGAAAGAGGUACCCCUUGCUGUUACUAGUGAAGCGCCUCCUGAGAGACCGGGAGAACCAGAUUGUCCUUACUUCAUAAAGACUCAGAAAUGCAAGUUUGGUCCGAGGUGUAAAUAUAAUCAUCCGAAAGAAAGAGUAGCUCCGUUGGGUGUGGCAGAGAAUGCUGAUCCUUCAGUCUUACCCCAGAGGCCAUCUGAACCUCCAUGCGCUUUCUACACAAAGACCGGUAAUUGUAAAUUUGGUGCUAGCUGCAAAUUUCAUCACCCAAAAGAUAUCGUGAUUCCCUCAUCUGGUCAAGUAAAUGGCUCGGGAAAUGAAGGAGCUCUUAAGAAUGGGAGUGUGAUGCCGGUGCAGCCAAUAGCAACGCCUGCAUCAUUGCACAACUCCAAGGGUCUUCCUGUCAGACCGGGUGAAGUGGAUUGCCCAUUCUACUUGAAAACUGGCAGUUGCAAGUAUGGUGCCACUUGUCGCUAUAAUCAUCCAGACAUAUAUGCAACCAAUCCUCCUGCUGGUGCUGCAUCUUUUGCAACAACUCCUGCUGCUCAUUUGAACUUUGGUGUUGUCAACCCAGCAGCAUCUAUGAUUCAAAGUAUUGACCCUAGGCUGACCCAGUCAACGCUAGGAUUGGGACCAGCUAUCUAUCCUCAACGACCUGGACAGAUUGAAUGCGACUUCUAUAUGAAGAGCGGAGAAUGCAAGUUUGGAGAAAGGUGCAAAUUCCAUCACCCUAUCAAUCGAUUCGCUCACACACAGUUGGCCAAGGAAUCUCAACAAGAAAGCGUGAAGCUCACACUUGCAGGUCUCCCUAGGAGGGAGGGUGCUGUUCACUGCCCCUAUUACAUGAAGACUGGUGCAUGCAAAUAUGGUGCUACAUGCAAAUUUGACCACCCACCACCUGGUGAGGUCAUGACCUCAGCAGCAACAGGCUCAUCAACUGUAGGGGUUCCAGGGAAAGAGGCUGAAUCCGUUCAAGAACAACAAUCAUAGAUGUCUCAAGAGGCUGUUGUAGUCUUAAAAGGAUUUCCAGCAUGCUCCUAAUGUUUCUUGCUUUAUCGUAUCUAAUUAUGGUAAACCUAGCUUAGUUUUCUUCAUGCUUGUAAGCCGUGCGGGAUUUGGGAUUUUUUUGAACUUGGCAUUUCCAAGGACACAAAGCUGUAUAAUGCUUGCAGCGUUUGUUUGGUUAUUUAGUUGUAAACAUUUUGAAGUUCUAAAGUUUUAAGUUUCUUUCAA